UUCGACGGAAAAGGGCGAAGAAAUCCGAUUGAUAUGGCGCCAAAGUGCAAAAUAUUGGAGGGAAAAACACACAAAGAUGACGGAGGUGGAAACAUGCAGUGAUCACGGCGAUCAAGUUAAUGGAAUAAAAAAUGUGGAUUUUAAAGAAAAAAGACACGACGAGGAACUAUAUUUAGAAGCCGUGCAGCGUGUGAUUGACCACGGGCAUAGAAAAAGCAACAGAACUGGCAUCGAUACUUUAUCUAUCUUCGGAAUGCAAAUGAGAUACAAUUUACGAGAUUCUUUCCCGCUGCUUACAACGAAGCGAGUAUUCUGGCGAGGCGUGGCUGAGGAACUGCUGUGGUUUGUCGAGGGCUGUACAAACGGCAAGAAACUCAGCGAGAAAGGCAUCCACAUCUGGGACGCCAACGGCUCGCGGGAGUUUCUGGACAAUCUGGGUCUGACCCACAGAGAGGAGGGGGACCUGGGUCCAGUUUACGGCUUCCAGUGGCGACACUUCGGGGCGGAGUACAAAGACAUGCACGCUGACUACACUGGUCAAGGAGUGGAUCAACUGAAAGAGGUGAUUGACAAAAUAAAGAACAACCCAGAUGAUAGGCGGAUCAUCAUGUCAGCUUGGAACCCAUGUGACCUAAAGAAAAUGGCCCUCCCUCCCUGCCACGCCUUCGUCCAGUUCUACGUGUGUGAUGGUGAGCUCUCCUGCCAGCUGUACCAGCGAUCGGGCGACAUCGGUCUGGGCGUACCGUUUAACAUUGCCAGCUACUCCUUACUGACCUACAUGAUCGCCCACAUCACAGGACUUAAGCCUGGCGAUUUUGUCCACACCCUGGGCGACGCCCAUGUGUAUGUCAAUCACCUGGAGCCUUUAAAAGUUCAGCUUCAGAGGAAACCCAGACCGUUUCCCAAGUUAGUGAUCAAGAGACAGGUAGAAGACAUUGAUGAUUUUAAGUUCGAGGACUUUGAGAUUGUAGGGUAUAAUCCUCACCCUAAAAUAGCCAUGGAAAUGGCUGUGUAAUGAUAGAAGACAUUCUUAUUACAGUUCAGUAGAUUUUGUAUUUUUUGAUAAUUGAAGCAUAAUUAUUUUUAUUCCCACCAAUGCUGUGUUCAGUGACUGAUAUUAAUGAUAGAAGGCAUUCUUAUUAAAGUUCAGUAGAUUUUGUAUUUUUUGAAGCGUAAUUAUUUUUAUUCCCACCAAUGCUGUGUUCAGUGACUGAUAUUAAUGAUAGAAGACAUUCUUAUUAAAGUUCAGUAGAUUUUGUAUUUUUUGAAGCGUAAUUAUUUUUGUUUCCACCAAUGCUGUGUUCAAUGACUGAUAUUAAGAUCAAAUUGUCUUCCGUUCAAAAGUGUAACAAGAAUGUUUUGAAGUGUACUUUGUUUUAUUUAUUCUGUUUCGAUAUGUGUGUAUCACUGACACUUACACUGCCAAAUUAAAGAAGUAUGUAUUACAUGGUAUUGAUAGAGUACUUAUCACAAGGCAUUUGUUAUGGAAUAAAAUAUA
Saccostrea cuccullata (small rock oyster) is the source of this 1498-nucleotide messenger RNA. RefSeq names its product thymidylate synthase-like. Gene Ontology annotation, biological process: dTMP biosynthetic process. NCBI's taxonomy places the organism in Eukaryota, Metazoa, Mollusca, Bivalvia, Ostreida, Ostreidae. Bases 77 to 1015 code for a protein of 312 amino acids. The transcript has 3 exons. Gene Ontology annotation, cellular component: cytosol; mitochondrion. Gene Ontology annotation, molecular function: thymidylate synthase activity. The record is from RefSeq and is a predicted model, not a curated record.